ACACAUGUUUGUAGUCAACAAACAAACACUCAGUCAUUGACUGAAAGUUUGGUUUUUAAAGUUUGAGUGAUAAACACAAAUCAUAUGAUGUCUGAUCCCAUCCCAAGACUUAAUGCAAAUACAAGUUAUGAGUACUUCUAUAACCAAUUCUUAGUGCAAAACAAAGUCUGUAUAUUUGAGGGAUUGACUCACUCAUGGAGAAGUUGUAAGGAAUGGCAGACAAGUGAUGGUAAACCAAAUUUGGAUCUCUUGAGCCGAUUAUUCGGCGAGGCAUUGGUUUGUGUCUCUGAUUGCAACGCAAAGUAUUUCAACUCAAACCCCAACCAAGAGAUGACUUUCAAUGAAUACAUCGAUUACUGGAAAAGAGUGCAAAGACUUGAUCACAACUAUUCCUCCAAUGAUUUGAAGAUAUUAUACCUAAAGGACUGGCAUUUUGUCAGUCAGUUCCCCGACUAUAAUGCAUACGAAAGACCCGUUUAUUUUGAGUCCGAUUGGGUUAAUGAGGCCUUCAUUGGACACCAACUCAACGAUGACUUCCGAUUCGUAUAUAUGGGACCAAAACACUCCUCAACUCCAUUACACGUGGAUGUCUUCGGAUCAUUCAGUUGGUCGGCCAACAUAUGCGGUACAAAGAAAUGGCUGAUUAUUCCUCCGGGGAAUGAGCCGCAGAUCAAAGCCCUUAACGGCAAUCAAAUGCCACAUAAUUUCCACUCAAUUACCGACUCGUCGACUCAUUUGCGAGCUAUGAAUGGCUUUGAAGUGAUCCAAAAGAGCGGUGAAAUUAUUUUCAUUCCCAGCGGUUAUAUCCAUGAAGUAGUCAACACAGAGGACACCAUCUCUAUUAACCACAACUGGUUUAACGCAACUAAUAUUCACUUCAUUUUCUGGUUAUAAUACG
Molecule: messenger RNA, 898 nt
Organism: Oppiella nova
Lineage: Eukaryota; Metazoa; Arthropoda; Arachnida; Sarcoptiformes; Oppiidae
Source: the annotation of a GenBank genome assembly